Messenger RNA from Theileria parva strain Muguga, 3480 nucleotides. RefSeq names its product Dos2-interacting transcription regulator of RNA-Pol-II family protein. Gene Ontology annotation, cellular component: cytosolic [4Fe-4S] assembly targeting complex. The coding region runs from base 112 to 3480 and encodes 1122 amino acids. Gene Ontology annotation, biological process: iron-sulfur cluster assembly. The record is from RefSeq and is a predicted model, not a curated record. NCBI's taxonomy places the organism in Eukaryota, Apicomplexa, Aconoidasida, Piroplasmida, Theileriidae. The transcript has 3 exons.
UUUUCAUCAAACACUUUUGCUCUUUCUUGUAAAUAUUAUAAACUGUACAAUUAAAGCUAUGAUAAUUACUUUACAGGACGCCAUUGUUAGUACGCGUAGAAUAAAACUAGAAUGUCUAAUUUUGGUUGUGAUUUAGACGAUAUCGUCAGAUCAUACCUAUCUACACAUGACAUAUAUAAGCAGAAUUCAUAUCGCAAUACAAUUCUUCUAUCAGUUAUUAACACUGGAACAUCAAAUUUUAUUCAAAUUCUAAACAAUAUAUACGACGAGGGAGAUGACCCCGUUGAUCGCAAAAAUGUAUUGAACUUGUUACAUGAAGUGGUUUCAAGGACUGAAAAUAUUUUCGACUCAGGCCCUGUUUUAGACUUGUUAUUGAAAUGUUUAAAGCUAACUAUAUGUGUUCAAUUAUCUCUGGCUACAAUGAGAGCAGUGAUUGAACGACAUUCUAACCCUGGAGCACCUACGUAUUAUAAAGAUGUACAACAGUUCCACGACUCUGUAUCCCUUAAGAAGAUUUCUGAGUAUCCACAAAAGUGUCGAAUGGAUUAUUUAGUCAUUUCAGAUCACUUGGUGGACCUGUUCACUUCAGGGAAAAUAAAUAAAAUCAAUUUACGUCUCAUUUGUGAUGAGAUAUCAGGAGAAAGAGACCCUAGAAAUAUCCUUGUGAUGUUUGAUUUGUUAUCGAAAUUGGCAAGAAAUGUGGCGAAAGCACCUGAGGAUUUUGAGUGUAUUUCUAGGACAAUCUCAGUGUAUUACCCGAUCCAAUUUGAACCACCCGAAAAUGACACCAUUAAAAUAACUCCACUACAGUUAAAGAAGUCACUCCUAGCCUGCUUCAUCUCAUCUGACCAAUUGGGACCUUAUUCAAUGGAGACAUUGAUAGACUCGUUAUGCUCAGAGUUUAGUCUGAGCCUUAAUUACACAUCAGUGAUUUCAGAUACUUUGUAUUUCCUCAGAGCCUGUAAACCAGUUUAUCAAGCCUGUUUCAACAACUUUGUAGGUCAAUUAGUACAAAUCAUGAAAUUAGAACUCUUAGAUGAGAAUAAGAAGAUCCCAGAAGAAAGUGGCGAACCUUGUAGUGCAUUUGAGUUACCAUAUGAUGGCGAGGAUUCUGAGGAUAUUGAUCAACUAACCAUCCCAAAGGUAGUGGAAGUAGGCUCUAAAUACUACAGAAAAUGGAACUAUGUAGAUGAAAAGAUACAAUUAUUUGGUGAAAUAUUGAGGUUAUUUGUGGAAAUUAUACAUACAGUGGAGGAGGAACUCUUGAACGAGUUUCUUAAACUUAUAGCUGGAAACAUAUACUCUAACAACUCCAUAGGGUACCUGGUGGACAUUAUGUGUGAAAAUCACAAAGCACACAGUAAAGUCAUAGAAUUUAUAAUAGUUCCAGUGCUCAGGAAUGUUAUAAUCAAUGAAAAUAACACGCCACAUGAUGUAAAUAAUGUUCUGAACAUCUUAGUCAUGUUUAUUAUGCCUAAGAUACUCAUGAACUGUAAAUCACAAACAAGUAAUACCAAGUUAAUACAGUACCUCCUAUACCUAAUUGAUCCCAAGGAAAGUAAAUUAAACAAUAUCCUUCAAGUUGAUGUGGUUAUACAGAGAAAUGUACAGUAUUUGAAGCUUUUAACACUGUCUUCAUGUAUUAUAGAUAAUAAAAUCGCAGAUCAUUUGACUUCGUUUAUAAUUGAUAAGAUAUUUCAAUCACCACACAAUAUAUUUCUUAAUGAUAUUCAUGAUGAAGUUGACGAAAUGGUUACUGUAAACAACAAGGACCUGGAGGAAUUAUACUAUUUGGAAUGCUUAAUUUGUAUGUAUAAAUGCCAUAAUGAAAGAAAUUUAAAGAUUUUAACUUUCUUAAACAAUAUUUGUUCGAAGGUUGUUGAGAGUGAGUCUGAUUUUCACAAAUCAUUGUUGAGAAUUUCAUACCUUAGAAGAAGUGGAAAACAAAUUAAUAUAUUAAACAAAAUGUGUGAACUUUUCAAAGCCGUCUUGGAACACUCUUCAGAUAACUCAUCUGACAAUUCUCUGUUGGAACGAUUGGUUACAAACAUUUUAAAGAUUUCAUUCAAGGCAUUGAAGUGUUUGAUCGAUUCUAAAAGUGUAAGGAGUUUGAAUUCUCUAGAAGUUGUGCCAGGCAGUGAUGUUUUCAUUCCAUACUCUAGUUUGAUACCAUGUGCUUUUGAACAUUGGAAAAGCCUAAUAUUAAAUCUUUAUAGUAGAGAACAAUUGUUAGAAGAUCUUAAAAACUUGAUUCACCUUUAUAAAGAAUCAUUUUACAAUGAUGAAAAGAAUAUUAUCAGGCUUGUAUUCCUAACAUCAAGUGUUCCAAGGAUAAUUAAACACCUUAGUGAAGUUGUAGAAUUAGAUGUCGGUACUGUACUAGAUGAAGAUUUCAGAUUCCUUAACAUAUACAUGAAUAAAUGUAAUAAACUAAAGAGAUUGAAGAGUUUCCAAAUAGAAUUGGAUAGUUGUGGAAAUGGUAACGAGUUAUCAUUUCCAAACACAAUGGAGUUAAUGAACCUUGAAGCGGAGUUGAUAUGUAAUGGAUACUUUAAUAACUUUGAAAAUUUGAGCUCAUUUGUAUACUUUAACGGGUCUCUGCUGGUAAAAUAUGUUCUAAACAAGUAUCCCUUUGACAUUAAUACCUUAUUAAAACCAAUUAAAGUGGUUGAUAAUUAUAAGUUAAAGAACUUUGAUUAUGAAGAUUUGUUCCUCGUAAUCUUACCAAUUUCCAUAAACAGAGUCAAACCUAUCAUUAAACAUCAAAUAAUUGAUGUGAGAAAUAUAAAGCGAAGUUCUAAUGAAAAUAAUGAUUUAGUGAGGGAUGAACAGUUGUAUGAAUUCUUGAUGAGUAGAUUAAGGGAUGACAUUUGUGAUUUAGUACCAAAUUAUCAGGAAAUUCUGUUUAACCCUUUUUCAAAAAUUGAACUUUACAUUUCAUUGAUUUCAUUACUGAUUAACAAAGGAUUUGAGAGUAUAGAAGCUAAGUCUAUGGACGUAAUUAUCAAGGAUGUUAGGGAGAUUUUAAACAUUUUCAAAGAGAUUAGAGCAAAUAAUAGGGGUUACGGAAAUGAAAAAAACAACUUCGAGUGGGAUUUAACCGCUGAAUAUGUACAUUGGUGUUUUGACAAGUACUUAAUAUUACUUCAAGAGUUACUCUACGGAAUUUUUACUACACAUUCUUCUAAAGAGAAUAAAGUGUUUAAUCAGUUUUUUAAAGGAGAUUUAGAGGAAAUUUUGGAGGAUUUAAUCUCUGUGUACGAGGUGAACCAGGUCCCUUUUAGUAGAAUUUUGACAAUUUUAAUAAUUAACUCCGUGAUAAAAAUGGAAUCUGUGCCAAUUGACGCUAAAGAAAAGUUAAUUAAGAUGUCGAAGGUGUUUUUGGGUGACAGUAACAGGAAGGUAAGGAAUAUCGCAGUCUCGUGUAGACAAAAGUGGAUGAGCACUCUCCAGGAACAUUACACAACAAACCAGUCUUGA